Molecule: messenger RNA, 1041 nt
Organism: Medicago truncatula (barrel medic)
Lineage: Eukaryota; Viridiplantae; Streptophyta; Magnoliopsida; Fabales; Fabaceae
Product: chaperonin-like RBCX protein 1, chloroplastic
Exons: 6
Coding region: 116-637 (173 amino acids)
Biological process (GO): ribulose bisphosphate carboxylase complex assembly
Molecular function (GO): protein folding chaperone
Source: RefSeq, a predicted model, not a curated record
ACCCAUCAUCAUUCUAUUUUCUACCAUAUAAUAUAUCACACCUUAAUUUGUUCCUCCCGAAAUUAAUAGUCUUUUUUUAAUUUCACUACACAAAUACUAUUUCUGUUUGUUAACUAUGGAAUCCUCUUCAGCUCUAACACUUUCUCAGCUUCCUUAUGUCUACCCUACUAUACCAAGCACCAAUAAAAACUAUCCUUUUUGGCCAGCUAGCAAGAGAAGGAGCUCUCAAUUAUCCACACGGUUGCAAUGUAACAAGAUGUUUGUACCUGGAUUCGGAGAAGCAACACCUGAAGCAAAGGCUGCCAAAAACCUACAUAAUUUCUUCACCUACACUGCAGUUAAAAUUGUUGCUUCUCAACUUGAGAGCUAUAAUCCUGAAGCAUAUGUUGAGCUAAUGGAAUUUGUGGAUAAACACCCGUUAGAUGAUGGUGACAAGUUUUGCGCCACUAUGUUCAGAGAAUCAUCAAGACAUAAGAACUUAGCCCUACGCAUAAUGGAGGUGAGAUCAGCAUACUGCCAAAAGGAUUUUGAAUGGGACAACUUGAAGCGUUUAGCUUUUAAGAUGGUCACUGACUCUAACACAAGGCUUAUGAGGGAUUAUGUCUCGGAAACCAGUCGUUCUGAAACCGAGAAGUGAAUGGUUCUGCAGCAAAGCAAACCCUUUUAUUCCCUUUAUAUUGAUCGAACAAAAGCAUGUGCAACAUAUUGAUAUGUAUGGAAAUCAGAAAGAACGCAGAAGAUUCACUCGCAUGGUUCUCGAUAAAUUGCAUAGCUUGGCGUUUGCAUGGUUAUAAUGAUUAAAAAUCGAGUUCCGCCAUUAAUGGUUGCACAAAUAUGUAAUACAAAUUGACAGUCAACAGACUUCCAUGACUUAAUGAGAUACUUGGUGAACUUCAAUAACAUGUAAGUGUAUUAUGAAGAAAGAAAAAAAACGUAAUUUUAUGAUUCAACUUUCUUUUAGAAAUUUUCUAACAUGUGCAAAUUUCGCACAUGAUAGAAAAACUCUUUAGUUUGAGUUAAUCGAUAUAACAUUUUUCACAA